This is a messenger RNA of Sebastes umbrosus (honeycomb rockfish), 3986 nucleotides long. It is a transcript of the gene b3gat1a, whose product is annotated as beta-1,3-glucuronyltransferase 1 (glucuronosyltransferase P) a. The coding region runs from base 1354 to 2433 and encodes 359 amino acids. NCBI's taxonomy places the organism in Eukaryota, Metazoa, Chordata, Actinopteri, Perciformes, Sebastidae. Gene Ontology annotation, biological process: carbohydrate metabolic process; chondroitin sulfate proteoglycan biosynthetic process. Gene Ontology annotation, cellular component: Golgi membrane. The transcript is spliced from 11 exons. Gene Ontology annotation, molecular function: galactosylgalactosylxylosylprotein 3-beta-glucuronosyltransferase activity. The record is from RefSeq and is a predicted model, not a curated record.
GUCGUACCUCGUCCACAUGAAGUGAACAAGGAAAUCAGUGAUUUGAGGACCAUAAUUAUUGAGCACAGGACUGGAAAUCAAGCCAAGGCUGGAUUACCAUUUCCCAAUACUACGUCCUGUCUUGUUUUUCAUGGCGUACUAUCCAGGAGUGUGGUUCCCUCGAGCAGGACCACCUCGGUGUCCCGGCCCUCCUCUCUGGCUGUGCCCAGCUCCUCGGAGAGCCAGUUCUGGUCUCCGGGCUCAGAGGAGUGCUGCAGCCCACCCUGCUCCGAGCGUUAAUGGUACAUGCCAUUAGAAAGCCCAUCUCUGGAAGGGAGGAGGGGAGGGUGGUCUCAAUCUCUGCUAAGAGGCUAGUCUAGUCCCCCAACAUAAGCACAUUCACAGAUGUCUCUGCACACGUAGUGCCGUGUCACCCGUCACGACAGAGACGCCUGCUUCUGUGUGAGCCAACGAGCCGCGGACAGAGAGACACAAAGAGUGGAUAAAGGAGGGAGGCAGAGCAAGAGAAAGAAGAGGUGAAGAGCCACGGAGCAAAAACACACAGCUACAUCGCUGCCACUCUGACGUCUCCCCCCCUCAUGCGCCUGGUUCAGCUUGUGUGAGAGAGAGAGAGAGAGAGAGAGAGAGAGAGAGAGAGAGAGAGACGGGAGGAAAAUAAAUCCUGGGAGCUUGUGUCCUCUCUUUGCUUUUCUUUUUUUUUCAUCUCCAUCAUCCAAGGCAUGAAGGCGGGUGUCAGCUGGCACGGCAGAAUAAAAGAAAGGGAUGCUUUGACUGCUGCCUCUCUUUCGACAAGGGACAAGGAAGAGGAAGGGGGGGACAACACACAGCAGGGACAAAAACAGGAUUUCUAGAAUGAAUGGGAGUCCUUCUGCCGCAUGCGCUGGGAAUAGCAGUCACACGCUGAAGUCUCUGAAUGAGGGGCCAGCCCUGAGGACGUGAAACUGUUGGGAGAGUUUGGAUGUCACCGGUGACACAGCUUCGCACUGCAUUUGACCACCUUCAACCGCACACAUCUCUGCUCUCCGGGCGGCGGCACCAAUUAAGGCGGGCUUGAGACGAAGAGUUGUGACAGUAUCCGACGACACAAGGAGGACAGCAAUACACUGGAGGAGGGGCCUGUGGUUGCUGCAGACGGGCAGAGGACUGCUUGUCUGGACUCAGUGUUGCCCGUCUGCGUGAGAAGACACGGCAGAGGAAGAGGAAGAGGAAAUGGUCGCUGAAGUGUCAUGGAGGACGUCACCACUACGUAGCUCGUCCAGUAUGCGGUGUGGCCUUCCCAGCUGCGCAUCACCAGUGGUGCCAUGAUCCAGUUAUAACUGUGGGUAAUGCCGAGCCAAAUAACCAAUCCUGGAGAUGCCGAAGAGAAGAGAUAUUCUUGCCAUCGUGUUGAUCGUGUUACCCUGGACUCUGCUCAUCACUGUUUGGCACCAAAGCGCUAUAGCUCCACUCCUCGCCAUCCGCAAGGCUUGUCACCACCUAGUAAAAGAGAUCUUUAUCAUUCCAGAGAGGCUUGCAGUCCGCCACCACCGGCUCUCAGAUGAUGGUGUCGAGGGCAAGAGGGAGGCUGGUGGCCAGGCACAAGACUCCAAGGAAUACUGUGCCUCAGAUAAGGACAUUGUGGAGGUGGUGAGGACAGAGUAUGUGUAUACGCGGCCUCCACCCUGGUCCGAUGUGCUGCCUACCAUCCAUAUCAUCACCCCCACAUAUAGUCGACCGGUGCAGAAGGCAGAGCUGACACGGCUGGGAAACACCUUCCUCCAUGUUCCCAACCUGCACUGGAUCCUGGUGGAGGACUCUCAAAGGAGAACGCCUCUUGUCACGCGACUCCUCCGAGAAAUGGGACUUAACUACACCCACCUCAAUGUAGAGACGCCCAGGAACUAUAAGCUGCGGGGUGACACUCGGGACCCCAGAAUCCCCAGGGGGACAAUGCAGAGGAACCUGGCACUGCGGUGGCUGAGGGAGACCUUCAACGCCAACAGCAGCCAAGCUGGAAUCGUCUACUUUGCAGACGACGACAACACAUACAGCCUGGAGCUGUUUGAGGAGAUGAGAUCCACUCGGAAAGUGUCAGUGUGGCCGGUGGCCUUUGUGGGCGGCUUGCGGUACGAGUCCCCCAAGGUCAACGCAGCUGGAAAGGUCUACGGCUGGAAGACGGUGUUCGACCCCCAUCGGCCCUUCGCCAUCGACAUGGCUGGCUUUGCCAUCAACCUGAGGCUCAUCCUCUUCAAGCCGCAGGCGUAUUUUAAGCUUCGCGGGGUGAAGGGUGGCUACCAGGAGAGUAGUUUGCUUCGGGAACUUGUCACACUCAACGACCUGGAGCCUAAAGCAGCCAAUUGCACUAAGAUACUCGUUUGGCACACGAGAACGGAGAAACCUGUCCUUGUAAACGAGGGGAAAAAAGGAUUCACAGACCCCAAUGUGGAGAUUUGAACGUUUCUCCUCAAACCACGGUGGUCGGCCUUGGACCUGCAGAGGAAGGAAACGGCUGAGUCUCUUGAUAAGUGCAACUAGCACUCAUGUCUUAAUCAUCAGAAUAAAAAGGAAAUGGGGGCCUUUGAAGGGGGAUUUAAUCCUCUUGACUGAAUCUGACAUUUUUAAAAUAUGGAGUAAAACAGUACAAAUGUACCAUAUUAAAGCACAGAUUAGUAAGAGGCAGCAGUUAUUUGUCAGGUCUUCGACUGAAGAGCAGAGGAGACGACAUAAAGGACGCCUCACAGGGUCGGCGUGGAUAGACGUGACCUGCACCUUCACGGUACAACGGCCCGCUGAGGACAACCUAACAAAAGAGACAGCACAAUAUGACAGCCAGCGGAGUCAAACCAAACAAGCAGGUUAAAGAAUAUCCUUCACCUCAAAAAAACUAAAGGAAAUAAAACACAUUGUCUGGAUCUGCACAUGGUUCAAGAGGGAUUUAAGGACACGGCCUACAUCAUCAGCCCGGAUAAAAACACGACUCCAAGGACAAUUAUGUCUUGUGUGGAUUUUCCUUUGAGCAAACACAAACAUAGCAAGUGAAGGAAUGUUCUUUUGAUAAAAUGUUUGCUUUAAUUUUAUUUAAUCGGUCCAGGUGUUUCACAAGCACUUGACUUGCUAGUUCAAUACUACUGACUCUUACCUGCAUUUACUCCUGGGUUAUCAUUGCUCAUUUUACGGUGUCAUUAUAAAUCAUGCAUUUAAGCCACCCCCGUACACUUGGAAGAGAGACUGCUGUUUGAGAUGAACCCCUUGUUGUGCUUGGGAGCUGAAACGUACAUCAAAAAUCCUGACACGUCUUAGCACUUAAAAAAUACACAAAUGAUGUUCCUUUGUGUCCUUUUGUGUAAAUAAUGAUUCAACAUGAGAACAAUCAGAGGAUUGAUGACAAAUUUUGACAAAAGCAUUGUAAUUAUUGUAUUUAUAUGUAAAAAAAACAAAACAAAGUCUCUUCUCUUUUCCCCCCCUGGUGAAUCCCUCAUGACGACACACAACAAGGCACAGGUUCACUGUAAGUUCAACACAUGGAAAGAGUAAUAGCACAUUUUCAUUUGGUAAUAGAAACUCCAGUUUGUGACACAUUCAUAAUGCAUAGACAAGACCUUCAAAUCAGCUACACAGUAGACUCACGAAUGCUGACCUAAUUGCCAUGUAAGCUUUCAUAUAAAGUGUCAUUUCUGACAUUGCGGGGGAAAAAUGUGUCAUUUUAGAGAGCUAAUAUUUCCCUUUGUCUAUGCACGCUCUUAUGUCCACGAGCCACCAGUUAACAAGGGUCCGCUGUGUGCAGGAUGAAACGGCAUCAAAGCCUGAGAAUUUGAUUUUUACUAGGCUUGUCAGUCCCUCUCCUCUCUAGAAAAUACACUUUACUGUGAUGUGAAGGAGACAGAAUCCCCCUAAAAUAUAAAUUUAGAUCCUCAGGCUGCAUCUGCUGACUUUUAAUACAGCUCACCUUCGAACAGCUGGUGCAAGUUACGAAGGAUAGAUUAAAAUAAUUUAUGCAUGGCCCCAAA